AUGUUUCGAAAUACUUAUCAGGGCGGAUUUUUAUCCAUUUUGUAUAGUUGCGGGUCAUCCCCUCUGGAGUUAUGGGACAUGCACGUAAAAAACGGAUAUAUACGAAGAAUUACAGAUGAAGAGAUAAAGUCAUUAGCAUUGGAAAUAGCCGGGACUAAUGUGGCUACAACUUACAUUUACUGUCCAGCGUAUCCAAAGAAGGAGCUGGGUAUUAAGCUACCCUUUCUUAUCAUCAUUAUCAAAAACAUGAAGAAAUAUUUCACAUUUGAGAUAACAAUAUUGGACGACAAGAAUAUGCACAGGAGAUUCCGCGUGAGCAAUUUUCAGAGUACGACACGCAUUCGCCCGUUUUCCACAUCCAUGCCCAUCGGACUUUCAGGUGGAUGGAAUCAGAUUCAAUUCAAUUUGUCUGAUUUUACACGACGAGCCUAUGAGGACGAAAUGCCAGAAGAGUUCAAGCUCUUCUUGCCGAUGCAUCGAAAGAAAUGUGUUAGAGAGGAAGACGUGCCGAAAAAACCAAGUGUAAUACUUGAGAAAGUACCGUCCGUCGAAAUACCUAUCGAGCCGGAAGAGGAGAUACUUGAGCCGCCAGUUGUGCAGAAACCUGACUUAAUCGAGAAAGCGAUACCAGAGCGUGUAGAAGAAGUAAAAGAGAUAAUUACAAAGAAAGAUGAAGAAGAAGAAGCAGAAGAAGAAGCAGAAGAAGCAGAAGAAGAAGCAGAAGAAGCAGAAGAAGCAGAAGAAAUAGAAGAAGCAAAAAAAGAAGAAGAGGAAAUUAAAGUUAAAGAAGAGAAAGCAGAAAAAGAAGAAGAGAAAGUUGAAGCAACUGUGGUUGAGGAAAAAGUCGAACCUGCAGCUGCUAUUCAAUAG
Atta colombica is the source of this 870-nucleotide messenger RNA. Its product is annotated as cilia- and flagella-associated protein 20-like. Lineage: Eukaryota; Metazoa; Arthropoda; Insecta; Hymenoptera; Formicidae. The coding region runs from base 1 to 870 and encodes 289 amino acids. Gene Ontology annotation, biological process: cilium assembly; positive regulation of cell motility; regulation of cilium beat frequency involved in ciliary motility. The record is from RefSeq and is a predicted model, not a curated record. The transcript has 5 exons. Gene Ontology annotation, cellular component: ciliary basal body; motile cilium.